AUGAAUACAACUAUUACCCAUCUCUCUCUUCAGAGAUUUCUUGGGUCACCAUAUUUAUCAUUUUCACCAAAGACAAUUAGUAGCAAGUUAAAUAUACAGAAUUCUCACUUUUCGCAAUUCGGAAAUUCAUUUCUUUACUCAAUCACACGCAAAAUCUCAUUAAACUUUAAUAAAGUCGAUUUUAACAACUUCCAAAAGAAUUCUAUCAUACUUAAUUCUGAAGAAAAGGCUCAAGUUUCUAUGGCGACACAAUAUACAGAUCAAAUCUUUCCAGAAAACGAAACUGCUACAUUUUAUCGUUGUCAUUUUAUUAACUGCAAAGGUGAUGAGACUGGUGGUGGCGCUAUCUCGUGUGAAGACAACGAAUUCGAAAUAAAUAUCACAAAAUGCGUUUUUGCUAAAUGCCUAGUUAUGAAUUCUACAGGUGGAGCUAUUUAUGUUUCAAAAACACGAUCAUUUUCUAUUUCAAAGUCAUGCUUUGGCCAAUGUACUUCCGAAUUACAAGCACACACUGUUUACGUGAAUGGAAACAAGAAAAUAAUUAAUUUCGAAGAUGACACAUUCUCAGAGAACGGAAAUACAAAAGUUCCUGAUACAAUUUUCACAUCUGAAGCAAUAACGUUUUUAUCUAGGUCAAAUAUCACUUCAAACAAAGCAUCAACAGGAGCUUUAGGGCAUUACUUAAAUUCCCAGUCAUUACGCCUCCAAGAAAAUAAUUUUGUUGAAAAUAUCGGAACAACAGGAAUUGCACAUCCUAAUGUCUCCUGCAACAUUGACUAUACAGAAGAAUGGACCCAUAACAAUAUAUAUUUCAACAAACUUGAAGUUUUUAUUCACGGACAUAUUUCAUUAGAAAUAAGGAACCUUUAUACAUAUCAAAACAAGUUCAACUUUUUCUUUAACUGCCCUACACCUUCAAAUGUUAUCUUCAAAGGCUGCAAUUUCGACUUUGGCGAAAGUGGUCUGAAAAAUAAGGCAGUUGUUGAGCGUAAGAUCUAUGAUUACCGCACGGAUACAUUGUUUAAUGCUGAUAACCUCCAACCACAUGCUUUUAGCCAUGUUGCAGUUGAUUAUUGCAAUCCCUACAAUUUCAGAAAGCCUUUCACAAGGGCAAAUAAGCCUGUUGAGUACUUGAAUAACCUUCAGAUUGAUAACCAUCCUCAUAUUAUAUUUUUUAUGGGUAUUUUCUUUAUUUGUAUACUUGUUAUUAUUUAUUUCCUUAUUGGAAGAAGAGCAGAUGUUCGUCUUGGCAUGCAGCGUUUAUAUUAA
Messenger RNA from Trichomonas vaginalis G3, 1269 nucleotides. RefSeq lists its product as uncharacterized. The record is from RefSeq and is a predicted model, not a curated record. Lineage: Eukaryota; Parabasalia; Trichomonadida; Trichomonadidae. The transcript has a single exon. Bases 1 to 1269 code for a protein of 422 amino acids.